Oldenlandia corymbosa var. corymbosa is the source of this 3960-nucleotide messenger RNA. NCBI's taxonomy places the organism in Eukaryota, Viridiplantae, Streptophyta, Magnoliopsida, Gentianales, Rubiaceae. The record is from the annotation of a GenBank genome assembly.
AUGGCACGUAAUGUAUCAUACAUGCUUAAUUUGUAUCAUACAAGUAAGUAUGUGAUAGAGAACGGUAGCAUCAACACUUUUUCGAAUAUGCCGGAUGAUGGUUUGUUUGUCGAAGAAAGGUUGUCAUAUGAGGGAUUGAUUAGUAAGAUUUGUAUGACCCUUGGUUGGGAUCCAGCACACGUGAAACUCCACCUUUCUUUGAUUUUCGAUAGUCCCGGUGGUAGGCGUGUAGUGAAGAUCAAGAAUGAUUCGCAUGUAGAGUUCAUGAACCGUGUAGAUCCAAUGUCAUGUUUGGAUUUAUACAUAGAUUUGGAAGAUAUCACUCAAGAAGAAAGAGAAGCGAGUUUGGAAAACGUGUCAUUUGGUGAUUUUCGAAGGGGGGAACGUGCUAGUACUUCUCGAAACCGUGAUGAAGAGGAGACACCUUUAUUUGCACAAAAUGACUACCGGGAAGAGUCGGAUUCCGACUACAUAGCUCCAAGUGAAAGCGAAGAAGACUGUGAUGUCUCCGGAGAGAGUGAUUUUGAAGAAAGUGAUGAUGAAAGGUUGGAAAAUGAGGAAAGGGAUUGUAAUCUAUUCGCUCGACGCCAUGUAUAUAGUAAGAUGGGGAACUGGGAUGCCUCAUUUGUAGACAAGGAUGAGUUUGCUCUUAAAAUGUGGGAUGAGACGCCCGAAGGAAUGGACAUUGGUGUUUGUUUCAAAUCUCAAUCAGAAGCAAAGCAUGCUGUGAAAUUAUGGAACAUCCAUCAUAAAAGGGAAUAUACGGUCGCCGCGAGUAGUCCAAGGACGUGGGCUGUGCGGUGCAGAACAUUUAAUGUGGAAAGUGAGGAUGGUGAACCACCAUGUGAGUGGAAGAUGCGUGUGUCAUUGAAAACUCACGGCCUUCAUGAAAUUGUGAGAUGGCAUGAUGCACAUAAUUGCAUGACUCCUGUGAAUGAUAAUGAGAAUCGAAUCGUAAGUGUGAUAUCCGACCGGAAUGCAGGGUUGUUGAGCGCAAUGUCACAGAUGGACGAAUGGCGUGAUUUAGGUGAUGGUGGGCACUUUCUUUGCCUCCGCCACGUUCGCAGCAAUCUUGUGUCGCGAUAUAAUAGCAAAAAGGUGAAGCGGUUAUGUUGGAAGAUGGGCACGACGCUUUCAAGAGUGAAAUACAACCGUAUGAGGCGAGAGGUUAUUGAAUUCAAACCUGCUGCAUGGGAGUAUCUUCGAGGGAUUGGGGGGAGUAACUGGGCUCGAUUGAAAGCCGGUCUUCGCCGUUGGGGCAUAGCGACAACCAACAUUUCUGAGAGUUACAACAAUGCGUUGAAAGGGAUCCGUUUUUUACCAAUUAGAGCCUUGAUCGAUGCAACCUUUCGCAAAACUGUUAAAUUCUAUAGAGAAGAACAAUUGUCUGCGAGAAAUUGCAUGACACCGAUCCCUCCUGAGUUAUGGAAAAAAUACGAGAAAAUGAAUGAUAAAGCAGCCAGUUUUGAAGCCACCCCUUUCGAUGGUGAUGAUGCUAUGUGGCGUGUUGUUACUGCCACACGCCUAAGUGGCAGGGGUGGGUCUCUGCAUACGGUGAACUACGAUGAACAUAGGAUUGAAAUGGCGACGCCGGCAUCGAGCUCCCAAUAUGACUAUCAACCUAAACAUCUUCACCCGGACCUAUACAAGAUAAAAUGCUAUAUCGUCAAACAAAGCAUAGGUCCCAAGCUGUCUAUGAGAACAGGAUACCGGACAUUAAGACAUUCCGCCUCAAGGGCCGUAGUUAGCCGGACUGCAGAUGAAUGGAGGGAUCGAUGUGAGGCUUAUUUGGGAUUCCGGCCGGCGAUCGUAAAUGGCCAAUGUGUCAAUGUUGGUAUUUUCGAAGAUGAGAUGGGCCGUGCACUACCUUCAAAUUCCACUUGUCCAUCGAUUCGAGCAAAGGGCAGGACACUUAUACUGCAUUUUAUUAGCAGUUUCAUGUUUCGAACAAGACGCGAACACUUGUCAAUCUACGGUUCUUGGCCGGAGUUGAGGAUUUGGAUCGGUGUAGUCGAUACGAUUGGGGAUCGCACUGCUGGCUGGGUUGUACUCGGCCUAUGCGAGGCAUCACAGUAUACCAUGCACGACGCCACCGGGUGUCUAUAUUUGCUACAGGUAUGGGCCUCAGCGGGAACCCCACGAAUAACGCAGCAUUCCUUCUCGAUCACGCCCACAUACGCCAUCAUUGGAAUAGGAGAGAAGAGUUCGUGCUACGAGAUUUGGAGGAAGGAGAUCCUGGAAUUCAAAGAAAGUUUGAUCGAUCAUGCGAAUCGCUUGUCGUCGUGGAUUGGACAGAAUUGUUGUAAUUGGAAUGGAAUUACUUGCGACAAUCUCACUGGUCAUGUCGAGAAGAUUGAUCUCCGUAAUCCCAUCCAACCUAAGGAAAACAAUUGCUUGGGUGGUAAUAUCAGUUCUUCUUUACUCAACCUGAAUCAUUUGAUUUAUCUUGAUCUCAGCUCUAACAAUUUUUCAGGAAUUCCAAUCCCGGAAAACAGAUGCUUGGGAGGGUUCUGUGGGGAGAUCCCUUUUAAUCUUGGCAAUCUAUCUAAUUUGCAACAUCUUGAUCUUGGUUAUCCAAGUGUUGGAUGGUCUGAUAUGUGUUUGAGUGCCAAAAAUCUCAAUUGGGCUGCUAGACUUACUUCCUUGAAAGAUUUGAAUCUUUGUGGAAUUGAUUUGAGUGAAUGUGUUGAUUGGUUUGGUUCAGUUAACAUGCUUCCUUCUUUGUCAUCUUUGAAUUUGAGAAAAUGUGACUUGCCAUCUGAUCCUCUUGUUCUUCCUUCCCACUUUAAUCUCACAUCUAUUGUUUCACUUGAUAUUGGGUACAAUUACAAUUUCAAUCUGGAACUUACCUCAGUGCUCCCCUGGUUGUUCAAUUUUACCAAUGAUUUUGAAGUUCUUAAGCUGGAUGGAUUAGAUUUAAAAGGGCCAAUUCCUUUCAUGGUAGAGAAAUUCAUAUCUUUAAGCGACCUUGACAUUUCAUACAACAACUUUUAUUCUUCAUCCUUGUUAGAUUCAUUGUGUAAUCAUACUAGUCUUGUUUCAGUGAACCUAUUUGUCAAUCUAAUCGAAGGCUCACUUCCUCUUUGUCUUGGGAACCUGACUUCACUCAGGGUACUUAAUUUAGGAUCCAACCAAUUUGGUGGAAAGUUGCCCAGUUGGUUGGGUCAGCUUGGAAAUUUAACUUAUCUUGAUUUGUCUGGAAAUGAUUUCCGCUCUUUUGUUCCCUCAAGUUUUGGGAAACUUAGGGAGCUUGAAUAUUUACAUCUUGAUGGCAACCAAUUGUAUGGCUUAGUUCCUGAGGCUCUUGGGCAGCUAAACAAACUGGAAGAACUAGAUAUUUCUUUCAAUUUGUUGUCAGCUGAAUUGUCUGAAUUCCACUUUGUUGAACUCAAACGUUUGAAACAUUUGGAUUUGUCGUAUAACCCGUCUCUGACCCUCAAUGUGAGCAGUCAGUGGAUCCCUCCAUUUCGACUUGAGUACAUUGGGAUGCAUUCUGUAAGAGUUGGGUCUCAAAUUCCUCAAUGGCUUCGAACCCAAAACAGUGUUACCUCUUUACUCAUGUCAAAUGCUAGUAUUUCGGGUUCCAUCCCUGAGUGGUUUGUGACAGCUUGUUCCAGUGUCCAAGAGUUGGAUCUAUCAAAGAAUGAUAUCUCUGGUGUCUUGCCAUCAUCCUUGAAGAAUAUGAACUCUUUGUCUAACCUGAAUCUCAGUUCAAACCGAUUAACUGGCAAUCUUCCGGAAUGGAUUGGAGGGAUCACACAAUUGCAGGCUCUUAGCCUUCAAUCCAAUAAUUUCUAUGGCGAGCUACCUCCAUCAUUGACCAAGUUGAAAUAUUUGUCUGAUCUUGAUCUCAGUGAAAAUCAGUUUACUGGCACCAUACCGGAAUGGAUUGGUGAACAAUUAACGGAAUUAUACACGCUUAAACUUCACUCCAACAAUUUCUAUGUUGUUAGUGUGUGA